Messenger RNA from Artibeus jamaicensis (Jamaican fruit-eating bat), 7459 nucleotides. It is a transcript of the gene REPS2, whose product is annotated as RALBP1 associated Eps domain containing 2. Gene Ontology annotation, biological process: endocytosis; endosomal transport. Lineage: Eukaryota; Metazoa; Chordata; Mammalia; Chiroptera; Phyllostomidae. Gene Ontology annotation, cellular component: cytoplasm; plasma membrane. The record is from RefSeq and is a predicted model, not a curated record. Gene Ontology annotation, molecular function: calcium ion binding; protein binding. Bases 148 to 2094 code for a protein of 648 amino acids. The transcript has 18 exons.
GCUCCUGGAGGAAGCGCCCCGCAGCUGCGGGGCGUGGGGGCGGUGGCGGCAUCAGCCAAGGCCGAUUCUCAGGCGGGGAAGGCUGUGGUGAAGGCUGCCGACUCCCCAACCUGGGACGGUGCUCCGCUGGGCCUCUUUCCAGGCCCCAUGGAGGCAGCGGUGGGCGCGGGCUGCGGCCCGGGGUCGCCACUAGUGCUGAGCGACGGUGAGCAGCAGUGCUACUCCGAGCUCUUCGCGCGCUGCGCUGGCACUGCCAGCGGGGGCCCCGGGUCUGGGCCCCCUGAGGCUGCCAGGGCCGCCGUGGUUGCAGCCACCGCAGCCACGGGCCCGGUGGCUGACCUGUUUCGGGCGUCGCAGCUGCCCGCCGAGACGCUGCACCAGAUCACAGAACUGUGUGGUGCCAAGCGGGUUGGUUAUUUUGGUCCAACUCAGUUUUAUGUUGCCUUGAAAUUAAUUGCUGCAGCACAGUCUGGCCUCCCUGUGCGGAUAGAGAGUAUUAAAUGUGAAUUGCCACUGCCUCGCUUUAUGAUAUCAAAGACUGAAGGUGAGAUACGAUUUGGGAACUCGGCUGAGCUGCAUGGAACCAAGGCUCAAAUUCCAUAUUUAAUCUCAGAAAAAAAUACCUUCAAAAGAAUGGAUGAUGAGGAUAAACAGCAGGAAACACAGUCUCCCACGAUGUCACCUCUAGCCUCCCCUCCUUCUUCCCCGCCUCAUUACCAGAGGGUGCCCUUGAGCCAUGGCUACAGCAAACUGCGGAGCAGCACGGAGCAGAUGCAUCCAGCUCCUUAUGAAGCUAGACAGUCCCUUAUCCAGCCCGAGGGAUCCUCAUCAGGGAACCAAGGAGCCAAGCCCCCUCGGCAUCAGGCUUCCCUUAUCCAGUCUUUUUCAGUGGAGAGAGAACCACAAGAUAACAGCAGUAAUUACCCAGAUGAACCGUGGAGGAUAACAGAAGAGCAGCGAGAGUACUAUGUCAAUCAGUUCCGAUCCCUUCAGCCAGACCCGGGUUCCUUCAUUUCAGGUUCAGUGGCCAAGAACUUCUUCACCAAAUCAAAGCUUUCCAUUCCAGAACUCUCCUAUAUAUGGGAACUUAGUGAUGCUGACUGUGAUGGAGCCCUGACCCUGCCUGAGUUCUGUGCUGCAUUUCAUCUCAUUGUGGCCCGGAAGAACGGCUAUCCUCUGCCUGAGACCCUCCCUCCAACUCUGCAGCCAGAAUACUUGCAAGCAGCCUUUCCUAAGACCAAGUGGGAGUGUACCUUAUUUGAUUCUUAUUCUGAUUCCAUGCCAGCAAACCAACAACCCCAUGAUGUGAAUCGGAUGGAGAAGUUAUCUAUUAACGACAUGACUGACUUUCCUGUUCCUACCCAAGAUAUGACUGGUAAUGACAAACAAGCUUUGAAAAGUACUACGGAUGAAGCCUUACCAAAGGACAUGUCUGAGAAUCCAGCCACUCCUAAGGAGUCCAACAGUCUCAAAGCAAGACCAAGAUCCAGAUCUUACUCUAGCACCUCCAUAGAAGAGGCCAUGAAAAGGGGUGAGGACCCUCCCACCCCGCCACCGCGGCCACAGAAAACCCAUUCCAGAGCCUCCUCCUUGGAUCUGAAUAAAGUCUUCCAGCCCAAUGUGCCAGCUACUAAGUCAGGAUUGUUACCCCCACCGCCUGCACUCCCUCCGAGACCUUGUCCAUCACAGUCUGAGCAAGGGUCCGAGGCCGAGCUACACCCCCAACUGAGCAGAGCCCCCUCCCAAGCUGCCGAGAGUAGUCCAACAAAGAAGGACAUGCCAUAUUCUCAGCCUCCAUCAAAGCCCAUUCGUAGGAAAUUACGACCUGAAAAUCAAGCUGCAGAAAAUCAAGAGCCUUCUGCUACUGUUGGUGCGCCAGCGUCUGCAGCAACUGUGAAACCCCAUCCAACAGUCCAAAAACAAUAUUCCAAACAAAAGAAGGCUAUUCAAACCGCUAUCCGCAAAAAUAAAGAGGCAAAUGCAGUGCUGGCCCGGCUGAACAGUGAACUCCAGCAGCAGCUCAAGGAAGUUCAUCAAGAACGAAUUGCAUUGGAAAACCAAUUGGAACAACUUCGUCCAGUCACCGUGUUGUGAUGCGCAAGACCCAAGUAACAGUGGGUGACCUUUUGUGCCAAGAUCUUUCCUUCAACUAUUUCAAUCCAACUACAUGUCAUAGAUGUCUGACUGUGUCAAAAAGCUGUGAGCAGUGGAUUAGAAUCCAUGCCACCUUUUCUUUCAUACUUGUAUGUUUUACUGGAUGGAAAAAUACAACUGAUUAUCACACUUGAAAUUGUAAUCAUCAGUGGAAUUUCUCUCUACUUCUUCAAUAUUUCCUUGAGGUGUUAGAUGUUGCUCCUUACCAAAAAUCAAUCUUUUAUCAAAUAAUUUAGAGCAUUAUUUAUUUAAAGAAUUUAUGGUUUAUCCGAAACCUCAUAACCCAGUAUGUUCAGGAUGCUUGUUUUAUUUUUGUUAUGUAUAUCGCGUACAGUAUGUUGGUUUCCUGAAUAAUUGAAAUUGUAACUGGAUAGUUUUUGGCAUGACAAUAAUAAAACAAAAACUAAAAUAAAACAAAAGCAUCAGAUUUAGACUGGCUCUGUGCCCUCCACCACCAUAUACCAAAAAUUGCUUCUUUAGUGCCAUUUUGAUAUUAUAUUUAUCGAUAAAUAAUACAUGACUCUUGUUUUCUACUGAGUGUCCAAGAUUUACUGGAUAUUCACACCUCUGGAAAGUGGAAGUUCUGUCAGUGAUCUGUUCAACUUAGCCCAGUUAGGUCAUCAACCCAGAUAACUCAGUUCUUUUGUGUAAAUUUUUUUGGCAAGAACAAUGUGCUUUAACUGCCUUGCCUGAUCCAAUUAAAUAAAUAGUUGCCAGAUCUCUACUAUUAUCCUCUAUGGGAUAACCCAUCUGAAAUGCAUGAAUUUGGAAACUGCCCAUCAAAUAUGAAAGGCUUAUGAGACUGUUUGGAUUGAUAAACAUUUGUUGUUUGAACCCAGGUUAUUCAAACUGGGGACAAAGAGCGAAAAUGGUUGUUACCAACCAUUCAACAAUCUCUGGUAAUUAUUUUUGUCUUUGUUAUAUUAUCUUGGGCUGUGAGUGUAUUGGAUAUGAAAUAAUAAAGGCAAUUCUGAAACAGGGUAUAUAGCUAUUUGGUUCUGUGUGAAGUGUACCCUUGGGAAGUGAUUGGUUUAUGUGCCACCCAGAGGGGCCCAGCUGACUCCAGUGUAAGUGAUGUAAAACAGUGAGCUCAAAUUGCAGAAGCCAGUAUCCUAUAGAAAUUUGGAUAGCUGCUGCUUCACCUGAAAGCUCAAGUUGAAAAUGGGAAUUGAGCAACCCUCACAGGGAUCAGGGCAUGCCAAUUUUAACAUUACUUUGAGAGACUGAUGGCAAAAAUGCUGUCUCUUAAGCAUUUUGCUACUUUAUACUUUUUUAGGGUAGAGGGGUGGGAUGUGUCUAGGGUCCUUUUUGAAGUGGUUUGGAUAGGUUUGCAGCAUGUCAGAUUAAAUCUUUGAUUUCAACAGAGUUGACAGCUUCUAGAAAAGUAGGCGUUUAUUUAAUGCUUCCUCAUUCCAUUGGCAAGUUUUAUCAAUAGCUUAAUGGCAGAAAAGAAAGGCUCAAACAGAUGAUGUUUUUCCAGAGAAAAACAAAUUUUCGAUUCUGUUCUGUGCAUAUUAAAGGCUUUUGAAUUGGCUUGGUUUUGAACAUCAGAAAUCUUGAACUUUUCUCUGUUCAUACCUUCUUCCUUCCUUCCCCUUUGGCUGCCUUUUUUCCCCCCUUUAAUCCCUGUACGAAGGGUUCAGAAUCAGUUUAAACCCUUCCUAAGGUCAUGAAUGGGUCAGUGUAAAGUUAACCUCUUUUCCCAUAUUCUGAGAUCUGGGAGCUGUAACCAAUUUUAUCAACAGUGUCCUUGUGGCAGGCAUUUCACAGCAUGUUUGCCUUUUGUUACAUUCAAUCCAGGAAAGGCUAGCAUGUGUACUUUAUCCCAUAAUCUUCCAGUACAUAUACACUCACUCCAGAUAACACUUCAUGUCCAUUAAGCAGACAUAUAAACUAAGCAAUGUUAGUAUAUAUUAUGGAUUUUAAAAAUACUGACAUUUCCCUCAUCAAGUCAAUGCCAAAGUAAGCCAAAUUAGAUUAGGAUUUUGUUUAGUUGCUUUGAUUUUUAUUAAAGGAAAAAAUCUCCCAUCAGACAAUCAAAGCUCCAUGAAUUGCAUAGUGUCACCAAUAUUUUAAGAGGCAUUGCAUUAAAGCACAUACCAAUAAUAUCUAUACCCAGCCUUCUUGACUGGAUUUCUAGUUACCACAAUUUAUUAGUUAUUUAGAAGUGGAUUCUUAAAAAAGCAUUAAAUACAAACACGUAGAUGUACAUACACUUAUACAUAUUAUUAUUACCUAACUAGUGUUCAUCCUCUCCUUUUCUCUGUUUUCUUAGGAUAUGCAAUCUCAGUUUAGGAUUAUAACUCCUGAUAAUGCUUCUGUGAGCCUUUAAUGUAAUUUAUGGGAGGGGUGGGCUAUUGAAAUUACCAUUAUAUCUCUUCUAGAAAACUACUCCAAAAUUAGACCUGCUUGCUGGGCAGAGUUCUGUGGACAAAAGGACAGUGUUGCUUCCAUCCAUAGGGAUUUAAUAACCUUGUUGUUAAGUGGUCUUCCUCCACAGGGGUCUUGUAGUUCCAAGAAUGAAAGUACAGUAGGAGUUGAUAGUGUCUCUUAUAUGUGGCAUAUUGUUUUUGCCACCUCCCUAGUCAGCAGACAUGGAGCAAAUCCAAAAGGUAUAUAUCUGGAGUGGAUGUAUGCGCUGUCAUCAAUGCAGAUACUUGCUUUAGUUGGAAGGAUUUAACUGCUUUAUUAAUAUUAGAGAAGUGCUUUGGGCCUGAUUGGAAGAGGAGAAAGGUUAGCUGGCAGCUAUCCCCAUUUUAAUUUCAUUAGAGAAUAGGAUGUCCAGGCUGAGAAGACUGGUACUUAUCUAUUGGCUGUUUAAUUACAGGGAAACCAAGGCCUGGAGAAACCACAGGUCCUAGCCCAAGAAUCCAUGGGAAGAAGUAAUUAGUGGCAGAGUUUGGAUGCCAGGCUGAUUUUAUGGAUUCUAGGCUAACUCCUUGAGCCUCUAGCAAAUAGAUUAGAAGGGUUUCUUCUAUGUUAAAUUUCAUUUACUUAAUGAAUCUGUCUGAAAUUAUGAAAACAUGUUUUAAUGACUAUUAGAUCUAGAUAUGUCUUGUGGAUUGAAGCAAAAGGUAAAAUCUUAAGGGAAGGAAUAUGGUUGAACUAUUUGUUCUUCUGGAUGCCUCACCUUUCAUGAUGCGAUAAGUUAUUCUGAGUUUCUUGGCAGAACUUUUGAGAGCUGUUGCUUUGAAUGGAUUCCAUUCCUGUAUUCCUCAUGGGAGUUUGUUUUUAAAAUAGACUAGAAAUGAACUCAAUAUGUAGUAAGUUAGUUUUCUUCAGUGUAUCUUUGGUUACUUGGGUUGCAAAUGUUCAAUUUCAGCAUACUUUAUGGUGAGUAAUCAAAAACAUGAGUUUUCCUUUGAUUUUCUACCAAUCUCUGAAUUCUCGUAAAGCAUCCUUCUCUUCAUAUAUGACUUGAUUCUAUAGUCUGUUUCUAAGUGAUAUUGUCUAGUUCUCAAAUAAUCUCACACCCAUGGUGAUAAUAGAUGUAUAUUCAGAAGAUCAAUAAGAAAAUAAUCUGAAAUGGAUGUGUUCUUUGCGAUUAAGACAAGCUUUUGCAAAGGUCUUCUAAGCAGCAGUUUGAAAUAUCUCAAUUACUGUAUAACACCUUAGAGCUAAAAACAUUUGCUCAACACAAACUAAAAUCACACCUCCUGGCUAGAUAUCACCAAGGGACUGUGAUUUUAAAUAUAUAGAAAAAAGAAUUUCAAAUAUCUGAGCAACCAGGUCUUCCCAUAUUGAGAAAUAGGACUCAGAGGUAACCUUGAAAAUUAUGCAUAUGAACAAAGUGAAAUAUAUCAUUGAAGAGGCCUUUUUCUACUCUAGUUAAAUACAACAGUAGUAACUUUGGUUUCUCUUUCCAAAUUGGUUUAUUCCAUUUUAGGUGUGCUCUUUUAAAACUAUGAUCAAAGGAUCACUUGAAUUUACACUUCAGUUAUUGGCAUUCUGUUAGGGCUUUUUUUUUUUUUUUUUUUUUUUUUUUUGCUUCAUGACUCAGUGUGGGAAGAAGAAGGGAUUUGAGUUUUUGGAGUUCUGAGCUGGCAUAUCUUGUUUCUCCUUUGGCACAGGCUAAGAGAGACUGCCCACCAAUGCCAACAUAUCAGUUAUUGAUGGAUAUUUGAGCGGGAGUCUUACUAUGUAAACCACCCUGCUUUGCUUGUUUGCAUUAAGAAAUGCAUCUAGUUGUGACCCUCCUAGGAGCAACUGUAAGAAUAGCAGAUAUGGAGGGCCAGACAUUAAAAGUAGUACAAGCAGAUUCUAAGAGCUGCUUACCUUCUCAAAAUUCAGAAGCUGCCUUAUAAGCAUGCCCUGAAACGGCCAGUCUGUGAAUGUGAGCAAGACAUUCCAGGUAAGUAGUUGCUUUUAGGCUUCUGUAGCUAUUUUCUUCAUUGACUAACACACAUGAUGUUAAUGGAACCUUUUCUAAAAGGCAUUGUAGGGUUUCAAUUGAGAGGACUUGUUCUAGUUAUAGAAACCUUGCUCUGCUUUUAACAAUUUGAGGUGUUUAUUUUUCAUGUUUUUUGAGUUCUCCUAUCUUGCUCUAAACUAACUUCAUGACGGUGUGAGGUUGAAGACAGUGGGUUUAUAACACUGAAGACCGGAGGACACUGACUUGAAUUGGAAUUUGGCUACUACAAUAAGGAAACCUUCAGGUAGCAGGUCCAUCCUAAAGCUCCUUCAGGGAGCUGCACCCUGGCCGUGGAACAGUUGAUGCAAUAACACAUUGUAUGAUGUUUGGAUCGACUGAGUUGUGUUGUUUUUGUUUUAAGGCAACUUUAGCUGCACACAUGUUAGGAACUGGGUAUCCCUUUUCCUUCAGCACUGCUAUUCUUUUGUUUCUUCAGCAUAAAUAUGUUCAAGUGAGCUGCAGGUGGGAAAGCCAUUUUAGUUUUUGUAAAAGUGGGCCAGGAGAGAUAAUGAACUGAUGGUCUAUUUUAAUCUUGAAAGUAAAAAUGUAUAUUUUUUCAUGACAGGUACUUUGAAGAGUAAAACAAGUAACCACAAAGUAUAUACUUGAUGCCUUCUGUCUUUUCAUGAUUAUAUGCUAAUAAUUUGUGUUAAUAUUUUACUCAGAGUCUCAUUCAUUUGCUAAGUAUAGAGAACAUCAUGUAUAUUGAUCUUAAAUAUAAAUAAAUAUAAGGUAUCCUGUACUUGGAUUGUAACUUGUAGACUCAAGCUAACCUUAUCGCCUCUUUUUCACACUUGUUGAAAAGUCUGUGAAGAACAUAGUAGGUUAAAAAUAUUCAAAUUUGGAAAAUGUACACGAUAUGUAACUAAAGUUAUAUGUUAAAAAUAAAUGUAU